AGUUUGGAGUUUACAUGAUCUCCUUUAAUCUUUAAAACAGAGUAUUUUUUUGAUGCAACGACACGUUUAUUCAUUUUAUUUUCGUGUCUCUCAUUGUCUGCUUUUCCUGAUGCACUAAUUCAACGCAUUUCCCAGCAGAGAUCACUGUGAGACCGCAGGUCGGGAGGAUGACAGCACGAGUGUACCGCUCAUUGAUGGCUGUUUUAUCAUGUCUGUCUGGAAACUUGAUCAUAACAGAGGCCACAUUUGGCUUCCCAGCAAUGGUGUUCGGUUUCUGUCCGAUGAAGCUAACGGUCGUGCCGUCUCGUCGAGGAUGUUUCUUUGAUGGAGAUUGCCCUGGAGGAGAAAAAUGCUGUAUAUUUGAGUCUGGGUCUGCCUGUGUGCCACCUGUUUCCAUGGAUAGAAUUAUUCAGCAGUCAUGGAUUAAGCCAGGACUGUGUCCACCCCCAACCUAUGGAAGAAGAUCGUGUACCUCAUUCUGUAACGGUGACUCUGACUGUCCCAACAAUGAGAAGUGCUGCAGCAAUGGAUGUGGUCAUUACUGUACAGCUCCAUAUACAGUGAAGCCAGGUCAAUGUCCCAAACCGAAGAAAACUCCAGAAUGUGCUGAAAGCUGUUUCCAUGAUGGCCAGUGUCCUUUCACAAAGAAAUGUUGCCCAACCACCUGUGGCCAUGCAUGUAGUGAAGCAAAUGAUCUAGAACAUGAUCAGGGAAGUGUUCACGCAAGUGUUCACGUAAGUGUUCAGUCAGAUGAUCAUGGAAGUGGUUCUGGAAGUGCUCAGGGAAGUAGUUCUGGAAGUGGAAGUAGUUAUGGAAGUGGAAGUGCUCAGGGAAGUGGUUCUGGAAGUGGAAGUGGUUCUGGAAGUGGUAGUGCUCAGGGAAGUGGUUCUGGAAGUGGAAGUGGUUCUGGAAGUGGAAGUGGUUCUGGAAGUGGUUCUGGAAGUGGAAGUGCUCAGGGAAGUGGUUCUGGAAGUGGAAGUGCUCAGGGAAGUGGUUCUGGAAGUGGAAGUAGUUCUGGAAGUGGAAGUGCUCAGGGAAGUAGUUCUGGAAGUGGAUCAGAUCAGGGAAGCGGUCAGGCUCAGGGAAGUAGCUCUGCAAGUAGUUCUGGAAGUGGAUCAGAUCAGGGAAGUAGCUCUGCAAGUAGUUCUGGAAGUGGAUCAGAUCAGGGAAGUAGCUCUGCAAGUAGUUCUGGAAGUGGUCAGGCUCAGGGAAGUAGCUCUGCAAGUAGUUCUGGAAGUGGUCAGGCUCAGGGAAGUAGCUCUGAAAGUGGAUCAGAUCAGGGAAGUAGCUCUGCAAGUAGUUCUGGAAGUGGAUCAGAUCAGGGAAGUAGCUCUGCAAGUAGUUCUGGAAGUGGUCAGGCUCAGGGAAGUAGCUCUGCAAGUAGUUCUGGAAGUGGACCAGAUCAGGGAAGCGGUCCGGCUCAAGGAAGUAGUUCUGGAAGUGAUCAGGGAAGCGGUCAUGCUCAGGGAAGUGGCUUUGCAAGUAGUUCUGGAAGUGGAAGCAGUCAGGCUCAGGGAAGUAGUUCUGGAAGUGGAAGUAAUUAUGUUUUUGUGUCAAUAUAACAAAUUAUGAUGGCUAUUUCUAAAUAAAUGCAUUACAAAAUACUUUUGUAAUGACACUUUCAUUAUAAUAUGAAACUGAGAAUAAGAAUAAAUCUAAUAUAGAUGCAA
This is a messenger RNA of Carassius auratus (goldfish), 1670 nucleotides long. RefSeq names its product GPI-anchored CFEM domain protein A-like. NCBI's taxonomy places the organism in Eukaryota, Metazoa, Chordata, Actinopteri, Cypriniformes, Cyprinidae. Gene Ontology annotation, biological process: antibacterial humoral response; innate immune response. The record is from RefSeq and is a predicted model, not a curated record. Gene Ontology annotation, cellular component: extracellular region. The coding region runs from base 168 to 1562 and encodes 464 amino acids. Gene Ontology annotation, molecular function: serine-type endopeptidase inhibitor activity. The transcript has 4 exons.